Physella acuta is the source of this 2323-nucleotide messenger RNA. RefSeq names its product UNC93-like protein MFSD11. The record is from RefSeq and is a predicted model, not a curated record. Lineage: Eukaryota; Metazoa; Mollusca; Gastropoda; Physidae.
GUGAUAGUGUCCAAGAUGGCGGACUUAAGACUCUUCAAUAUAAUUGUUUUGGGGUUCUCGUUUAUGUUGAUAUUUACCGCAUUUCAAACAUGUUCUAUGGUUGAGAAAACUGUUCUAGAUAGUGCAGGGGGAUUUUCUGGACAUGCAUAUACAAGUUUAGGCAUCCUGUAUGCAGUCUUUUCAAUUUCAAACUGGGCUGCCCCAUCAUUUGUAACAGCUGCUGGUCCACGGGUUUCUUUAUUUUUUGGAUCAUUACUUUACGUUCUAUUUGUAGCAUCAUUUCUCAAGCCAAUGGUAUGGGCACUAUAUCUUGGAUCAGUUUUAGUUGGAUUUGGAGCAGCAGUUUUAUGGACAGCUCAAGGAAAUUUUCUUACAAUCAACUCUAAUGCAGAGACUGUUGCACGUAACAGUGGUAUAUUUUGGGCACUUUUGCAAUGCAGUCUCCUCAUUGGAAACCUUUACAGCUAUUUUGUUUUUCAAGGAAAAUCAGAAAUAUCAGAAUCUGAACGUACAAAAUUGUUUGCUGCACUAACUGGAGCAGGUCUUCUUGGAAGUCUUUGCUUACUUAUAUUGCGUCGGCCAAGAGUUGAUGACACUGACAAUGUACUUAAUUUGAAUGCCAGAACUAUUUGUUCAUGUUGCAGUGCCAUCCAUUCACCCCCCUCACCUCUCGCCACAUUAAAGAGAUCCUUUCAGCUGCUCAGAACCAAAGAAAUGAUGCUACUUUCAUUGGCCUUUGCCUACACAGGUUUGGAACUCACAUUCUUUAGUGGAGUGUAUGGGUCAAGCAUAUCUCACAAUCAACAUUUUGGAAGUGAGGCCAAUGGCUUGCUGGGGAUAUCUGGAAUUUUCAUUGGUGUUGGGGAGAUUUUGGGUGGAGCUUUGUUUGGGCUAUUAGGAAAGAAAACAAAUGCACAUGGAAGAGAUCCCAUAAUUGUAUUGGGAUAUGUUGUUCAAAUUACAGCUUUUUUCCUGAUAUUUCUGGAUUUGCCUCAAAAUUCUCCCAUUGAUUUAACUAAUCAACCUACAUAUAUUACUUCAAACAAAUAUGUUGCAAUUCUGUGUAGUUUUCUUCUUGGAUUUGGUGACAGUAGUUUUAAUACGCAGCUGUACUCAAUCCUAGGCUUCAUGUUCCCAGAGGACAGUUCUCCUGCUUUUGCACUAUUUAAAUUCGUACAGUCCAUUGCAGCUGCAGUAGCGUUUUACUAUAGUAAUGUGUUGUUGCUGGAGUGGCAGCUCCUGAUACUUGUUGUCAUGGGGACAUUGGGUACAAUGGGAUUUAAUAUAGUGGAGUGGAGUUGCACACGAGCUUCAAGAAGUGGCUACCAGAGCAUAUGACAGGAGGACGAUUUAGGGGUAGAAAAGGCCAUUUCUGCAAACAACAUUGAUGCUGAAGAACAAUACCCCACAAUUUUAUGAUAUUAUUUAGCCCAAAACAUAUAUUUGCCAUAAAUGUAAGGUUAAAAGACACUUUUUUUUUUUCUAAAAAUAGUCUUUUUACCUUCUAACAUGACUAUUUCUGGUUUGAAAUGGGUGCAUUUUUAAAUGCUGUUUGUUACAGAUUUUUUUUUUUGUUUGACAAAUUAUUAGUAAAAACAGCAAUUAUUUUCAUUUUGUACAAAUGUGUUAAUAUUUUGUUUUUAAUGAAGAAUUGUUUAAUGUGUAAUGGCAGUGUAAGAAGUAUUUUGUGAUAAUUUUUUAAACAUUGUCUUUCAAGUAUGUUGAUAAAAAAUACUGACACACACAAGUUAUGCAUGACAUUUUAAUAUAAAUAAAUCUUAUGAUACAUGUUUUUUUUUCACAGAUAAAUACUUUAAUUGUGCCUUAAAACAUUAUCAAAUAAGUACAAUGUAGAACAGAAUAUAAGACUGAAUACAUAUUAAAUUUUAGGUAUAUUUCUAAUUGAAAGUCAAAGCCAUAUUGUAAUAUAUAAUUUUAUAAAUGCAUUUUUAUCUUUGAAUGUACUUAGCUAAAUGUGUAAUAAAAUGUAUAUGAUAAUUAAUUUUACAUCACAUUUUAACCAAUAAACCUUGUAUUUUAACUUAACUUAAACUUUUGACACCCUGAAAUUACAAGCUUAUAAUAAUGUAUAUUGGACGGACCAUUAGAACCUUGUUAAAGUUGUUUUACUUUAAGUAAAAAAAAAUAAUUGUAUAUUGAACUAAGGGUACAUUUUAAAUCUCACAAAAUGUAAAUAUUUAUAAAUUGUAUGUAUAUAUAUAUUUAUAUGUGGCAGCUGAUGCAAAUAUGCAAAGGCUUACCUUACUUUAUUUUAAAUAUUAAAAUUUUUUAUUUGGGCAAAUGUAGCUUUAACUGUUUCUGU